AUGAGCGGACGCGGCAAAGCAGGAAAAUCGAAGGGAGGCAAAUCCAAGACCAGGUCGUCCCGCGCCGGACUCCAGUUCCCGGUCGGUCGUAUCCAUCGUCUGUUGAGAAAAGGAAACUACGCCGAACGUGUCGGAGCCGGAGCACCGGUAUACCUGGCCGCCGUCAUGGAGUACUUGGCAGCUGAAGUUUUGGAGUUGGCCGGUAACGCCGCCCGUGACAACAAGAAGUCUCGUAUCAUCCCCAGACAUUUGCAAUUGGCCAUCAGGAACGACGAGGAGUUGAACAAAUUGUUGUCCGGAGUAACCAUCGCUCAAGGCGGUGUGUUGCCCAACAUCCAAGCCGUGCUCUUGCCCAAGAAGACCGAGAAGAAGGCCUAACUUUGCUACCUUACCCUACAAACACAGUUUAAAACGGCCCUUUUCA
Molecule: messenger RNA, 424 nt
Organism: Metopolophium dirhodum (rose-grain aphid)
Lineage: Eukaryota; Metazoa; Arthropoda; Insecta; Hemiptera; Aphididae
Product: histone H2A-like
Exons: 1
Coding region: 1-378 (125 amino acids)
Cellular component (GO): nucleosome
Molecular function (GO): DNA binding; protein heterodimerization activity; structural constituent of chromatin
Source: RefSeq, a predicted model, not a curated record